Tripterygium wilfordii is the source of this 502-nucleotide messenger RNA. Its product is annotated as copper transport protein CCH. Gene Ontology annotation, molecular function: metal ion binding. The record is from RefSeq and is a predicted model, not a curated record. Bases 93 to 323 code for a protein of 76 amino acids. NCBI's taxonomy places the organism in Eukaryota, Viridiplantae, Streptophyta, Magnoliopsida, Celastrales, Celastraceae. The transcript has 3 exons.
AUUCUUCGACCACCAUUAUAUAUGCACAUACAUAAAUAACCAGGUUUGAUUCGCUUUGCCAAACGGUCUAACUGUUGCCUACUUUCUUCAACAUGACUAAUGUGGUGGAAUUGAGAGUGGGUUUGCACUGUGAUCAGUGCAUAAAGAAGAUCUUGAAGGCCAUCAAGAAGAUAGAAGAUAUUGAGAGCUAUGAUGUGGACACUCAGGUGAACAAAGUCAUAGUGACAGGGAAUGUCACAACAGAACAAGUCAUCAGAGUUCUACAAAAGAUUGGCAAGUCUGCAACCACUUGGGAGGAAGAGGAAGACAAGCUCAACUGUUGAGUUUUGUGAGUUACAAGUAGAGACUUGUCAAGACAUACUUAUUAUGCAUGUCACUUUUUGUUCAAAUCUGUAUUUUUAGUCUCUAUUUAAGCUACUGAUAUGAGUUUAGAGAUUCUGAUGCGAGUGUUUAUAUAUUUUUUAAGGUAAAUAAAUAUAUGUAGUUGAAAUUUACAAAUUAA